ACGUCUAGAUUCAGGCUACAGGAGCAAGCUUUAUUGCAACGGCCGGCCAGUACCAUUCUCACGCCAGCCCUACCGCUGUGACGGCCGUGGGACGGAUGGCGUCCUGGAUUGUCUUGGAUCAGCGAGCCGGCCAGUACAAGUGCUGAUGACGACCCCGCCCCUGAUGCGCGCGCGCUGGCCCAAGACAAUCCUGCAUGUCCCUCCCUGUCAACAAAGGUAUCUCGAGAGUCCUCGACUAGUCUUCGCCGUUCAUCUUGUCUUGCAUCUCUUAAGUUCCGUCAGAUUAUAUACCCCUACCUAAUACUUGGCAGCCUCAUUUAAAACUCCUUUCCCCCCCUCCUUCACUCCAUCGUCCCAAAGCGUGGCUUGUCUCGGUUUCCCCUCCGCGCGAUGGCUUCGCUACAUCCGCACAACCACUUCUACUCCAACAGGCACAGCAAGCACAGCAGUCAGUCCCCAUCACCCGAAGCCGAAAAGAUGCUCAAGCACCCAGACGGCACGCCCGGCCCCGAGGCCGAUGCCAUCCCGGAUGGAUUGGAGGUCAACACGGGGGCAAAUUACAGCACGGCGCCGCAGACGUAUGAGCCGGCACAGACGCAACCGUACUAUGGCCAGCAACAGCACCAGCACCAACCUCACACACCUCAGACGAAUUACACCGAGACGACGUACGCUCACAACCAGCACUCGCCGAUGCCGGAAAAGCGCCCGGCGGAAGGAAAUGGAAGCAAAGAUGACGGGACAAUAUGCGGGUUGCGCAAGGCAACGUUUUGGCUGUUGGUUCUCUCUAGUUUGUUGUUCUGCGCCCUGGUCGGCGUGGCUGGUGGAUUGAGUGCUUUGGUGGCAAGCAAAAACAGCGAAAUCGCAAACCUCCAAUCGCCAUCCACUUCUUCCUCAACCGCCACGCCAACCUCGGCAUCCUCAGCAGUCGCCUUCGACCUAAGUAAACCCGCCGCCACGGACACGCCCAUCGCACUGAACAAGUGUCCCGGCACCAGCUCCGCGUUAACGUACGAGGUGCCCGGGACGAACCUGACCUUCAGCAAGGACUGCGGGACGGAUUACCUCUUCAACGACAUCGCGCAGGUGCCGGCCAAGAACUUUGAAGAGUGCGUGCGGUACUGCGCGGCGUUUAACCUGCAGCAGCAGUCGAGGAAGGGGCCCUGCAAGGGGGUUGUGUAUAUCUACGAGGGCGAGCAGGGGGAGGAUAGUAAUUGGUGCUGGAUGAAGUAUACUAAGAACAUGGUGCAGAAUGGGGCCAAGGAUUAUACCGAGUCUGCUUGGAUUUUAUGAGUCUUUUUGUUGUUAGUGGAAUUUCUGGAGGGGGGGAAGAGCGUGUUUGGAAAGGUUGGUUUGGAGUCAUUGGAGUGCAUCGCCAUCCAUCGUUCCAGUGGUCGGGGAAUGACAGCCAUUGAUGGCUCGUCCGGGUGGACAAGGGAGCGGGUCUCUGAGAACAGGACUCCGGAAACUGCCCGACUCGCCGGCCAGCAAU
Messenger RNA from Colletotrichum godetiae, 1492 nucleotides. RefSeq lists its product as uncharacterized. The record is from RefSeq and is a predicted model, not a curated record. The transcript is spliced from 3 exons. Lineage: Eukaryota; Fungi; Ascomycota; Sordariomycetes; Glomerellales; Glomerellaceae. Bases 391 to 1293 code for a protein of 300 amino acids.